Messenger RNA from Syngnathus typhle (broad-nosed pipefish), 1117 nucleotides. It is a transcript of the gene pigx, whose product is annotated as phosphatidylinositol glycan anchor biosynthesis, class X. Gene Ontology annotation, cellular component: endoplasmic reticulum membrane. The transcript is spliced from 6 exons. NCBI's taxonomy places the organism in Eukaryota, Metazoa, Chordata, Actinopteri, Syngnathiformes, Syngnathidae. Bases 101 to 841 code for a protein of 246 amino acids. The record is from RefSeq and is a predicted model, not a curated record. Gene Ontology annotation, biological process: GPI anchor biosynthetic process.
GUUAAAAAGGGUCCUUCGAUUUGCACUUCCGUAAACAGAUUAAAAGGCAUUCUUUUACGUUUAUCGCUAACAAUAUACGAGUAUUCCCUAGAAGUAUGUGAUGCAUUUUACAUUUUUUUAUCACUCUGUCUUAACCAUUUUAUUAACAUGUCGUCAUUUGACUGUGAUGGGCGAGAACAGCUGUGCUGCUCUAAAACAGUGGCUCCAGUCAACUACAGUUUCAUUAGAGAUCAAGAACAAGGGUUUUCACAGGGAGGCAGAAACGACUAUUGAACUCCAGCCUGGUGGUGCGUUCGAGGACGUCCGAGUUUUGCUGCUUCACGCGUGGCCCAGUGGGGUCUAUGUGGACCCUUACCAGCUUGCUUUACUCGGAGAUGCAGUUGAUUGGCAGAUAUUAGUAGAUUCCACCAUUGACCUGGAGAUGCCUGCACACAAAACUCUGGGAUUCGUCACCUACGUUUAUCCCGCCUUCAGUGAGCAAACGCCCAGCGUGCUCAAAGUUAGCAUCCCUAUUCACGGCCGCUAUCACCAACCCUCUUUUACCGGGGAAACAUUUUCAUCAGUCGUCAUAGAACUCCCAAAGCUGCUUUUGCGCAUGGAGAAAUGUUCACUGGCUGAUUUGGAGCCUCACACAGCGACGGAAGCACCUUGCAACGCUGACAAUUCAAGCAUGUGUCUGUGGUUUCAAGUGCAACAUCAGCAGAGCCCUCGCGACAAGACCUUGCAUUUACCAGUGGGCGACGGUUCUCUGGUGACGCCUGUCUGCGGCCUGACGCUGGCCGUCACCAUGAUCUGCUGUUUGGCGCUUUCCAAAUACACGUGGAAGUAUCGGAUAGUUUAAAACCUCAUGGUGCUUGCUGUCUGUUUACCAGAUUAUUCCUGCUUUACAGUGUCUAAGAACAAUGGCAACAGUCAUAAUUUUGUCUUUUUUUUUUUUUUUUUUUUUUUUACUUCAUUCUAGUUAUUAUAUAUAUAUAUUAUUUUUUUUCUUAAAUAUACAUAUAGCAUUUUAUGUGGAAUAUUCUUAAGUGUUUUUGUAUCUCUAAUUUUCACUCCACUUUGUAUACGCUAGUGUAUGUUUUGGAAGUGCUUUAUGAAUAAACUUGAGUUGAGAUUA